AUGGAGGCGUUUCUCCAACCCAGAGCCGAUAGCAACUCGGCCAAAGAUGUUUGCACCAAGAUUUCCCUCGCCGAGAAUGCCUCACAGCCCUUGUUCGGCAGCAUGUCCUUUUACACGUUCAACAUGAUCCUGUCCGGCAGCUUUACCGCCGCGUCCUGCCUCAUCAUCUUCACCCUGAUGUUGCUCCAUGCGACGCACCUCAGCAAGAGCAACGAGCAGAUCAAAAUCAUGCGCAUCUCGCUCAUCAUCCCGUUUUGGUCCAUCAUUUCCUUCCUGUGCAUCUGCUUUCCGUCGGCCGAAGUCUAUCUCCACCCGUGGCUCGAGUUCGUCCAGUCCAUCUGCCUGGGUACCUUCUUCAUCCUGCUGUGCGAGUUCGUCUCGCCCAGUGCGCAGCACAGGGACGUCUUCUUCGCCGCGCUCACGGUGAAGAACAAGAAAGCAGCCAACGGGGAGGAGAACGGCCUGGAGUGGUUCAGGAAAAUGUGGUUCGCCGUCUUCCAGUAUCCAGUCGUCAGUCUGCUAGUGGCUAUCGUGACUGCCAUCACGCAGGCUGCGGGGGCAUACUGCGAGUUCGAGAGCAAGGCGCACUUUGCCAAGCUUUGGCUGUCCAUCAUAAGCAACGUCUCGCUCACACUCGCCCUCAUGACGGUCAUCCGCUUCUUCAUGCAGCUGAAGUCCCAGCUGAAGCAUCACCAGCCAAUCGCCAAGUUUCUAUCAUUCAAGCUGGUCGUUACUCUGACCUUUAUCGAGACUAUCAUCUUCUGGAUCCUCCGCGAUACCGGGUCCCUGAAACCGACCCCGACGCUGACGGACGCGGACCUCCGCAUCGGCAUCCCGUCUAUGCUCGUCUGCAUCGAAAUGCUUCCUCUGGCGGCGUUCUUCCACUACGCGUACUCCUACCGCCCCUACGUCAUUGGAAGCGGCCGCAUCCGCCGGCCCCUCGCGGGCGACCUUGAGGCGUACGAGCCCCAAACGUACACCGGCGGCCCAGGCGGGCUGUGGGCCCUAAUUGAGAUGUGGAACCCGAAGGAGAUCAUGGAAGCCAUCGUGUUCGGCUUACGGAUGAAGGCGGAGGAGCGGAUACAGCAGCGCACCAAGAAGGGGUGGAACAAUCCGGCGUACCAACCGGUGGACCAAAUUCACGAAAUGGAGAGAAGACAUUGA
Molecule: messenger RNA, 1164 nt
Organism: Colletotrichum spaethianum
Lineage: Eukaryota; Fungi; Ascomycota; Sordariomycetes; Glomerellales; Glomerellaceae
Product: transmembrane protein 234
Exons: 6
Coding region: 1-1164 (387 amino acids)
Biological process (GO): transport
Molecular function (GO): transporter activity
Source: RefSeq, a predicted model, not a curated record